Molecule: messenger RNA, 282 nt
Organism: Perkinsus marinus ATCC 50983
Lineage: Eukaryota; Perkinsozoa; Perkinsida; Perkinsidae
Exons: 3
Coding region: 1-282 (93 amino acids)
Molecular function (GO): calcium ion binding
Source: RefSeq, a predicted model, not a curated record
AUGCACUCACCACUCUAUCUCUCGUCAAUCCUGUUAUCGAUCGUGACCGCUGUACAUGCCACCGUGAGGGACGUUGACGCCCAAACUAUGGGCCGAUUUGACGACCAAAUGCAUGAGAUGGACCUCGAUGGGAAUGGGCGAGUUGACGCACAGGAGAUCCGCAGUAUCUUUUUGGACAUGUCGGAUUCAUUUGUGGAUAGGUUUAUGAGGAAUAUCGAUCAGAAUCAGGACGGCAGUUUUUCGCGCGACGAAUACUUCGACUACGCCUUCUCUGAAGACUAG